AGCGGCGGGGGCAGGGCGGCAGGGAGGCAAGUGUCAGGCCGAUGUGUAGCCCGCGAGCGGCCGGGGUCGGGGCCGCCGGGGCCAUGCGCGCGGGCUGGGCAGGGGGCCGGCGGGGCGCAGAGCGGAGCCGCCUCGGAGCCUGAGCCGCCCGGGGCCGGGGCCGGGGAGCCGCGCGGGGCCGGCCGGCCGGGGGGAGGGGAGCGAUGCGGCGCCGGCGGGCGGCAGUGGCCGCGGGUUUCUGCGCCUCCUUCCUGCUGGGCUCCGUCCUCAACGUGCUCUUCGCUCCGGGCUCGGAGCCUCCGAGGCCAGGCCAGUCCCCUGAGCCUUCGCCGGCCCCAGGUCCGGGCCGUCGCGGGGGCCGCGGGGAGCUGGCCCGGCAGAUCCGGGCGCGCUACGAGGAGGUGCAGCGCUAUUCCCGCGGGGGCCCCGGGCCCGGGGCGGGCCGGCCGGAGCGGCGGCGCCUGAUGGACCUGGCUCCGGGCGGGCCCGGCCUGCCGCGCCCCCGGCCCCCUUGGGCCCGGCCCCUGCCCGACGGCGCCCCAGGCUGGCCCCCGGCUCCCGGCCCAGGCUCCCCCGGCCCGGGCCCGCGCCUGGGCUGCGCCGCGCUUCGCAACGUGUCCGGCGCGCAGUACGUGGGCUCAGGCUACACCAAGGCCGUGUACCGGGUCCGCCUGCCCGGCGGCGCCGCGGUGGCGCUCAAAGCGGUGGACUUUAGCGGCCACGAUCUGGGCAGCUGCGUGCGCGAGUUCGGGGUACGGAGGGGCUGCUAUCGGCUGGCGGCCCACAAGCUGCUUAAGGAGAUGGUGCUGCUGGAGCGGCUGCGGCACCCCAACGUGCUGCAGCUCUAUGGCUACUGCUACCAGGACAGCGAGGACAUCCCAGACACCCUGACCACCAUCACGGAGCUGGGCGCCCCUGUAGAAAUGAUCCAGCUGCUGCAAACUUCCUGGGAGGAUCGAUUCCGAAUCUGCCUGAGCCUGGGCCGCCUCCUCCACCACCUGGCCCACUCCCCACUGGGCUCCGUCACUCUGCUGGACUUCCGCCCUCGGCAGUUUGUGCUGGUGGAUGGGGAGCUCAAAGUGACGGACCUGGAUGACGCACGUGUGGAGGAGACGCCGUGUGCAGGCAGCACCGACUGCAUACUCGAGUUUCCGGCCAGGAACUUCACCCUGCCCUGCUCAGCCCAGGGCUGGUGCGAGGGCAUGAACGAGAAGCGGAACCUCUAUAAUGCCUACAGGUUUUUCUUCACAUACCUCCUGCCUCACAGUGCCCCGCCUUCACUGCGUCCUCUGCUGGACAGCAUCGUCAACGCCACAGGAGAGCUCGCCUGGGGGGUGGACGAGACCCUGGCCCAGCUGGAGAAGGUGCUGCACCUGUACCGGAGCGGGCAGUAUCUGCAGAACUCCACGGCAAGCAGCAGUACCGAGUACCAGCGUAUCCCAGACAGCACCAUCCCCCAGGAAGACUACCGCUGCUGGCCAUCCUACCACCACGGGAGCUGCCUCCUUUCAGUGUUCAACCUGGCUGAGGCCGUGGAUGUCUGUGAGAGCCAUGCCCAGUGUCGGGCCUUUGUGGUCACCAACCAGACCACCUGGACAGGUCGGCAGCUGGUCUUUUUCAAGACUGGAUGGAGCCAAGUGGUCCCUGAUCCCAACAAGACCACAUAUGUGAAGGCCUCUGGCUGACCUAUCUGAGGGCUCGGCUGACCAGCUGACUAUCCUCAGCAGCUGGGCUUGCCUGUGGAGGGAGUGACUUGCACUGGCAGCGCUGCAUGUCACCUGGGAACCCCUGCAGACAAAGCUAACAUCCCAGACAGACAGAUGUGACCAGGACAAACGUGCAAUAAUGCCAAAUGUUAAAAUGUGAGUUUACCAGCCUAGCUAUGGGACUGCUGGCUCCUAGUCCAGGAAUCAUGGGGGUAUGACUGCCUCUCCAACCCUCUGGGCUAUAAGCAAGCUCAGGCUAGUCUCCCCACUGGGGGCUGUGCCCUUUCCUGGGACGGUUCCGUGGGCAGCCCCAUCACUGUGUUCAAUAGUGUGAGAAUGUAGCUAAAGCCCCUGCUGCUGCUGCUGCACAUGCCACAGCAGGCGGGGGGGCUGCGUGGGGACAAUCCAUCAUGGAGUGUUCUCUCAGCUUAGGUCUGGACAGGAGACUUGGCAGGGGAUGCUCCAGGAUGUAGGUGAUUCUGUACCUGGGGAGGCUAUCUCUGACCUCCCGACAGGGGACACUCCCAGGCCAGCCCAGGGGUCAGGGGCAGAGGUGCACACCUCAGCAUGAGCCAAGACUGGGGUCAGGGAGCAGGUGUGGUUUGAGCCAGGACCUGAGGCGGGGGUGGGGCCGGGGCCUUUAUGCCUCAUUUGCUUUCAAUGAAAGCCGCAAAGCAGCCAAAACCAGGCUUUCCCCCUUCCUCGAGUUUGAAUAUCCAGAAUCUUUUGUACUUCUUGUUGGUUAAAUUGUUUAUUUUUGUAAAAAAUAAAAUAAAAUUAGUUAAUAAAAUGAUGUUUCACAGCAAA
Molecule: messenger RNA, 2513 nt
Organism: Gorilla gorilla gorilla (western lowland gorilla)
Lineage: Eukaryota; Metazoa; Chordata; Mammalia; Primates; Hominidae
Gene: PKDCC
Product: protein kinase domain containing, cytoplasmic
Exons: 7
Coding region: 204-1685 (493 amino acids)
Biological process (GO): skeletal system development; peptidyl-tyrosine phosphorylation
Cellular component (GO): extracellular region
Molecular function (GO): ATP binding; non-membrane spanning protein tyrosine kinase activity
Source: RefSeq, a predicted model, not a curated record